AUGGACCAAAGACAAAUUCUGCAAAAGUUCCUGCAUGAGGUCCAAGAUAAGAAAAUGAAGAAAGAUAAGUUUGCCAAUGAAUUUUUGAAACUGAAAAGCCAAUCUACCAAGUACAAGACAGACAAAACCUACCCUACUGCUGUGGCCGAGAGGCCCGAGAAUAUCAAGAAAAACAGAUAUAAGGAUAUCUUGCCCUAUGAUCAUAGUCGCGUAGAGCUGUCUCUCAUAACCUCUGAUGAGGAUUCCAACUACAUCAAUGCCAACUUCAUUAAGGGAGUUUAUGGGCCCAAGGCUUAUAUUGCGACUCAGGGUCCUUUGCCUACAACUGUCCUGGACUUUUGGAGGAUGAUUUGGGAAUAUAAUGUCCUGAUCAUUGUUAUGGCGUGCAUGGAGUUUGAAAUGGGAAAGAAAAAGUGUGAGCGUUACUGGGCUGAGCCAAGAGGACCUCAACUGCAAGUUGGGCCUUUCUCCAUUUCCUGUAAAGAUGAAAAAAGAAAGUCUGAUUACAUAAUCAGGACUCUAAAAGCCAAGUUCAACAGUGAAACUCGAACCAUCCACCAGUUUCAUUACAGGAAUUGGCCAGAUCAUGAUGUGCCUUCAUCUAUAGACCCUAUUCUGGAGCUCAUCUGGGAUGUGCGUUGUUAUCAAGAAGAUAACAGUGUUCCCCUAUGCAUUCACUGCAGUGCUGGCUGUGGAAGAACUGGUGUUAUUUGUGCUAUUGAUUACACUUGGGUGCUGCUAAAAGAUGGGAUAAUUCCUGAGAACUUCAAUAUAUUUCAUUUGAUUCAGGAAAUGCGGACACAGAGGCCAACAUUUGUUCAAACUAAGGAACAGUAUGAACUGGUCUACCACGCUGUAUCAGAGCUAUUCAAGAGACAUGUUUCCAGGGAGCAACACUCUGAAACAAAGAUUGAAGGAAAGUGUUCAGUUCCUAAGCAAAAUUCCACUCCAGAAGCAGAUCUUUAUUCUCUUUAUUUACCAAAAAGUUCCACAAAAGAAGCAACAAUAAUGAACCAACAGAAUAAACAAAGGACAAAGGUGGAAAAAUCAGAGUCAUCUUCCUUUAAGACUUCUGGAAUAAGUAAAGGGGAAGAAUUUGUUUUGUACCCUCCUAAACAGAGCACUUCUUUUGAUUUCUUGGAGCUAAAUUGUGGUUGCAACAAAACUGCUGACAAAAAUAUGGAAUGGGAGAAAAACGCACUUCCAUUGGCUGGGGAGCCUCUUCAAAAGUACCAGAGUUUGGACUUGAGCUCUAUUUUGCUUGGGGCACAUUCUAAUUCAGAACAUCUAAGUGCAGCAGAAAGACAUUUUCAUUCAAAGCAACCUCUAGUACGGACCAAAUCAACUCCCUUUGAAUUGGUACAGCAGACACAAACAAAGGAGCUGGACAACAAGGAAAAUUUUUCUUAUUUGGAAUUGCAACCACACAAUUCUUGUUAUAUGGAGUUGCAGGCUCAAAAACAGAUGCAUGCUUCUUCAGAAGAACGAAACUGUUCAUUGCCAAGUGAACCUAAGGACCACAUAUGUAAAUUAUCUAGUGUAAAGCAGAAUGACCACAGUCACAUUAAUGACUAUUUUUACAUGCCCUUAGUAGAAGAUCCUUAUUUUUCAUCAGUGCCUCCAGAAAGAACUGGUUCUAAGAUGUCUCUUGAUUUACCUGAGAAGCAGGAUGGAAUUGUUUUUCCUUGCUCUUUGUUGCCAACAUCCUCUACAACUCUCUUCUCUUACUACAAUUCACAUGAUUCUUCAGCCCCAGGUACUCUGAUGAAUUCUCCCUCAGUGCCAAACCAAGGGGCAGUCGUAGUUGCAACAUCUUCAAAGGCAGAUGAUGAAAUUCCCCCUCCACUACCUGAGCGGACUCCUGAAUCUUUUAUUGUGGUUGAGGAAGCUGGAGCAUUCCCACCAAGUGAUCCCAAUCCCUUAUCUACAGGUGUGAAGUUAAAAUUGGGAACAUCACUGGAAUGGAGUGGAACAUCUGAAUCAAAGAAAUAUGAUGAUGCAAUGGGACUCAGACCAAGCAAGAGUGUGAAACUCCGUGGCCCCAAAUCAGAACUACAUCAAGACCAUUCUUCUUCCCCACCACCUCCGCUCCCAGAAAGAACACGAGAGUCUUUCCUUCUUGCUGAGGAAGACUGUAUACAGGCCCAAGCUGAAGCAACUUCUACUAGCUGUCCUGACACCAUGGAAAACUCAACAUCUUCAAAAGAUAUAAUGAAAACUCCUGGGAAAAGUUUCACAAGGAGUAAGAGUUUGAAAAUUUUACGAAAUAUGAAAAAAGGUGUCAGUAAUUCUACCCCAUCAAGCAAACCUACAGAAUCUCUUCAGUCAAGUAGCUCCAGUUCCUUUCUAAAUUUUGGUUUUGCAAAUCGUUUUUCAAAACCCAAAGGACCAAGAAAACCACCAGCAACUUGGAAAAUUUAA
Molecule: messenger RNA, 2421 nt
Organism: Elephantulus edwardii (Cape elephant shrew)
Lineage: Eukaryota; Metazoa; Chordata; Mammalia; Macroscelidea; Macroscelididae
Gene: PTPN22
Product: protein tyrosine phosphatase, non-receptor type 22 (lymphoid)
Exons: 21
Coding region: 1-2421 (806 amino acids)
Biological process (GO): positive regulation of defense response to virus by host; positive regulation of toll-like receptor 7 signaling pathway; regulation of non-canonical NF-kappaB signal transduction
Cellular component (GO): nucleus; cytoplasm
Molecular function (GO): non-membrane spanning protein tyrosine phosphatase activity
Source: RefSeq, a predicted model, not a curated record